GGGUGUGGGUGGGAGGAGCGGUAGGGUUGGGAGGAACCGAACCAGAGGUCGUGGGAGUCACGAGGGGUGAUGAGUGGGAGGGAGAGCAUUGUUGGAGGUUGAUUUGUGGAGGGUAUUUUUCAUGGGCGGAUGUGUAUCCGGUUCCCUUUCUCAGUUUGGCUGAUAAAGCCCAAGAUUGGUAUUAUUUUUUCUUUCUUGUUUCUUCUUUGGGCCCUUUUUUUUCUUGUAUCCGUUAGCGGGCAGGUGAAGUUGUCGCAGACCCAACGACCUACUACCUUAGCUUGGCGGAUACAAACAAAGCGCGAAAACCACCAAUACAAUAAUUGACAGCAAUCAAUCUUGCUGUAUGAGUUAACAAACACAGAAAUUGCAAAGAAAGCACAAAAGCAAGAAAGACCGUUGACACGAAGGCACAACAAGCAAUCGCAUCACCAAGCGGCCGCAAGAACUGGAGCGGAG
Molecule: messenger RNA, 459 nt
Organism: Aspergillus candidus
Lineage: Eukaryota; Fungi; Ascomycota; Eurotiomycetes; Eurotiales; Aspergillaceae
Exons: 2
Source: RefSeq, a predicted model, not a curated record